AUGUCUGACUGGUACGUGUCAUUUGAAGAGAUCCUUGCUGAGCACAAGGAGGAUUUCUUAGAGGCAAACAAUCCACAAUCGACACAUUGCCGUCAGAUUCUCAGAGAAGUACGAGAUGAAAUUGUCGAGCUUCACAAGUUGCAGGAUGAUCCUGUGGAUGUGCCAAAGGCUCUAAAACGAGCUAUUAGACGUCACUAUGUCCAAUUUAUUGAGGAUGAGGAAGACCGAAGGGCCGAGGAGGAGCUUUUGAGAGAUGUUCGAGAGGAAGAUCAGCCUGGCGUGUCGUUGGAAGAGAGAGAAGCAAAUGCUCGCCCCAAGGAUGCUUCCUUCUACAAGAAGAAGCUUACUGAUUGGGAUGUGGCCCUAAAGCUCUUCAAGCAGGAGAUCAACGACUAUGACAAGGAUGAGCAACAAAAGAUGGGGGUGCCUCAUUCUAUCAAGUACCGGACGGGACAUGCAAGGCAGUGGUUCAAUCAUAUGAUCUCUGCACAACAGAAUGAAGUUCAGCAGGCGAGGGAUAAGUGGAAUGAGGAGGGUGCUCCUGCAGAAUCUCAGGCCAUUCACAAGAAAGCCCCCGAGAUGUCUUUGAGUGUCUCCAUCCAUGAGUCUGAACCUCUCAUGUGCAAAAGGCAUUUACAGUCAGUUCACGAGGAAAUAAGGAAUGGGCGGCCGAUGGCUUCAAAAAAUUUUCAGAGUGGUCAAAGGCGGAAUUUUUAUAUACUUAUGUACCCAACUCAACUAGACCCUGCCGACAAUGACGAUGACGAUGACAACGACGAGGAUGAAGACAAGGAUGUGAAGCCACCCCUACCUGAAGUUGUAUUGGACAAGGAUGGGUUCGCAAAACUACCUUCACGGACAGGUGUUACCCUCAAUGGGCAGCAAGAAUUAGUUCGUCAAAUUUUCCACGCAUCAUAUAGUGUCUCCUUUGUAGAAGUCUUCACUGGCAGCAUCAAGCCAGUACCUUGGGGUGUGAUCAGCGCUGAUCCUGCAACCUACAUAGAUCUGGAUUGUGUCCCCAAGGACUUUGUCUUCAGGGACCCGUCUCACAUGAGCAUAUCUUGCCUGCGCAAAGGUCUACCGAGCAUACAGAGCAGUCCGGCUGACAGCCUGGCCUCCAACACUUCAGCCGGUGGGAGGUCUACCAAGCAUAUGGAACGGCCGGCCGAUGACAAGACCUUCAAUGCGUCAGCCAGCCCUAGGCCUACCAAGCGUAUGAAGAGGCCGGCCGAGGAGUCAGACAGCUCCGAUGAUGAUGAGGCUGGAUGGCUGGCCAGGCCAUCCCUUGCUCAGCAUGGGGCACCUGCAGCUGUGCCAAUGAAAGACCGCAUGAAGUUUUUGCGGGAUCUUAGCAGCAAUGACGAAUACCGGCAUUUUAUUGAGGGCAUAAGGGACUUGAAAAAGGAUCAAACCUCUGAGCAUUCAGAGGGAUGGCCCACCUGGGCAAUGUGGUCUUGGGAAAGGUCGUACCUUCCCAACACCAUGCACUCCUUGGACCGGGAGCUCCAGGAGUCCUUGGAGAUCAUCAAGGCUGCCAAGAUCUCUGGCUCGAUGUCGGCCAUGCGGGUGGCCCUUGGCCUUGGGAUGUUACUGAGGGAAUGUAAGCGAGCCAUCGAGUACGAGGCUGAUGAAGCCACUCCCGAUAUCCCCUCCUAUAUUAGCACCUCGACCUUGGAUACCACAUGCCUUGACCUUGUCAUUGACGCACUCAACAAAGCGAGAGGAGUAGUAGUCCGAAUGUCCAAGGUGAGGGCAGUUCCGCAGGUGGAGGAGCCUGCUCAUCAAGAAGGAAGUGAACCUGGAAACACUGCUAAGACCACUGCAGAUAGAGGUGAGGUGAUACUGGUGGAUCUGGUGGAUAAGUCCAACCACGAGGAAACGGAAGAGGAGGUGGAGAUAAGAUGGGAGCUGGAAUGGGAAAUGCAGUUGCUGGACGAGCAGAGAAAGAAGAUGGUGAUGAUGACGGAGACGGUGAGAAUGCUUCACGAGGAAAAGGAGAAGCUAGAGAAGGAGAACCGUGUGCUCGAGAAAGAAAUCGUGGAUCAACAGAUGGAGCAGGUUGAAGAGGGUCAGGAGGCUGUGGGAGAUGAAGUGGAGCAGGGGGAUGACAAGCAGAAGGAGGUCGACGAGGAGGAGCAGGAGGUCGAGCAGAGAGGGAAAAGCAGAGGGGGAACAAAAGACGCAAGUUGGGGGGAUCACAAACUGUUUCCAAACCCAAGACCAGGACUGACAAUAUUCGCCGAUCUUCCAGACCUAGACUUCCCUCCAACAAGGCCUUGCAUAUUUGACUUUGAGUAG
Messenger RNA from Suillus subalutaceus, 2298 nucleotides. RefSeq lists its product as uncharacterized. NCBI's taxonomy places the organism in Eukaryota, Fungi, Basidiomycota, Agaricomycetes, Boletales, Suillaceae. The record is from RefSeq and is a predicted model, not a curated record. The coding region runs from base 1 to 2298 and encodes 765 amino acids. The transcript has 9 exons.